This is a messenger RNA of Calliphora vicina (urban bluebottle blowfly), 727 nucleotides long. RefSeq names its product Spc25 (gene Spc25). The transcript has 3 exons. The coding region runs from base 11 to 640 and encodes 209 amino acids. The record is from RefSeq and is a predicted model, not a curated record. NCBI's taxonomy places the organism in Eukaryota, Metazoa, Arthropoda, Insecta, Diptera, Calliphoridae.
UAAAACAAUUAUGAGUAAAUACGAUUUUGCUAGACGAUUAAAGCGCAUUGUGCAUGAGGAAUGUGAAAUUGUUAAAGUUGAAACGAAGAUAGCUCAUAAAAGUGCUAAUUACUUUCAACAAAUGUCUUCUUUAAAAACUAUACUGGCCAAACAAGAGCUAGAAAUAUCCAAUUAUAGAAAAGAAGUAAAUAAAUUAAAAUGUGAAAACGUGAAAUUAGAAAAUUGUAAACAAAAAGAGGAAGAGCGUCUGUGUGCAAUAAUACAAAAUGUGGAAAAAAUGCAGAACGAAUAUCAACGGACACUUCAAGAGCAAAUAGAACAAAGACGGACGGCGCUAUUGCAAAUGGAUUGCAUACGUAGCAUUAAACAGGCCACCCAAACUUACAUCAAUUUGGAUGCUUUGCCUCAGCUUAUACAGGGCGUGACCAUAUGUGAGCAAGAAACGUCCAGUGAGUGGAAACCGUUCCGUAUUGAUCCUUCAAAAUAUACACUAGAAGAAGUACAAGACAUAAUUUGGUGUGAUUCAAAAGUGGAUUUAAUUCACAGAGAAACGUGGGAAAAAUUAUUAUUGGGUGAUAUUUUACCUGAUACGAGUAAAAAUAUGGAAACUGGAAGUGAUAAUGUAACAAUGGUUAUAUAGAAGAUAAUAUUAGUAUGUAAAUAUAAUUAUUUUAUAUUAAAGUUAAUUAAUUAAAAGUAGAAAUAAACAAAUUAACCUCAUCAUUAA